Messenger RNA from Thunnus maccoyii (southern bluefin tuna), 7773 nucleotides. RefSeq names its product ATPase phospholipid transporting 10D (gene atp10d). Gene Ontology annotation, molecular function: ATPase-coupled intramembrane lipid carrier activity; ATP binding; magnesium ion binding. The transcript has 23 exons. Lineage: Eukaryota; Metazoa; Chordata; Actinopteri; Scombriformes; Scombridae. Gene Ontology annotation, cellular component: plasma membrane. The record is from RefSeq and is a predicted model, not a curated record. Bases 576 to 4727 code for a protein of 1383 amino acids. Gene Ontology annotation, biological process: phospholipid translocation.
ACAGUGUAUAUGUAUCUGUGUUUCGCCAUGAUGUGACUCUUACACUUGUCGCCUGGUCAUUAUGUGUUAACGUUGGCUCGCGCGCCGAACUCAGUUUAAAGAUCUACGAGUUCAGUGUGACCUUGCUCGUUGGUAAAAAAGGGCAAAAGCCAGAGUCAACCAACUGUUAACGUUUAAAAAUGUCGUUUCGCAAAUUGAUACAACGAAUCCAAUGGAUGCUGGGUGUAUUACCAAGGUCAAGUAAUUCUUAAUUAAUACCACACUACACAUAUAUUUUUGCCGAUACGGAAGGGAGUGCGGUUGGACGGCGCCGCACGGGGAAACGGAACGCCUCGCAGCCGGUGAUCACAUCCUGCUUUGUCCUGCGGGCUGUUUGUGAGAAAGUCGCAGUCGCACAGUGAUGCAAAGAAACAGCGAUGUGAGUUGCUGUCGUUACCGUUAAGCAGGACACGUAUGGAAACAAACAGCAGGGAUGAGGACAUUGUGAAGUCCACUGUGGAGCACAGAGGAGCAGGAGGCCACAGAGGAGGGGGCCUGGCCACUGUCACAGCCCAUUUUGAGCCCCUGCUGUGUAGAUGGAGCGGCUCCACUGGGUGCAGCACCGCUGUCGGCAGCUGCUAGCAGGAGACUCGGGGCGAGGCUGGUACUCUGCCCCUGAUGGCCUGCCCAACAAAAGCUCCCUGGACCCCCACAGCUCCCCACACAGAUGCAGUGGGAAGAGAAGAACAGUGUUUGCCCGCCAUGGGCCCCACCAGAAGGAGUACCAAGCCAUCUCCAAAGACUACAAGGUCAAUGCCAUCCGCACUACCAAGUACAGCUUGUUGACCUUCAUCCCCAUGAACCUUUUCCAGCAGUUUCACAGGGCUGCCAACCUCUACUUCCUGUUCCUGGCGUUGCUGAACUGGGUGCCAGUUGUUGAAGCCUUUCAGAAGGAGAUCACCAUGAUUCCCCUGCUGGUGGUCCUCACUGUGAUUGCCAUCAAAGAUGCCCUGGAAGACUACAGACGCUACCUGUUUGACAAGAAGGUCAACAACAAUGUAGUGCGGGUGUACUGUGGCAAACAGAAAGCCUACAUUGAGCAGUGCUGGAAGGAUGUGCGAGUUGGAGACUUUGUUCGUCUGUCCUGUAAUGAAAUCAUCCCUGCUGACAUGUUGCUGCUGUAUUCCUCUGACCCCCGUGGGGUUUGUUACAUUGAGACCGCCAACCUGGACGGAGAGACCAACCUGAAACAGAGACAGGUGGUUUCGGACCUCCCACUGCAGGGAGUAGAGUUCACCCCUGAGAGCUUCCACAGUCACAUUGAGUGUGAGAACCCCAACAAUGACCUCAGCAGGUUCAGAGGUUACAUGGAGCACUCCAAUGGGGUUCGUGUUGGCCUCCAUAACAGCAACCUCCUGCUGAGGAGCUGCACCAUCCGCAACACAGAGACUGUGGUGGGCAUCGUGGUCUAUGCUGGUCAUGAGACUAAAGCCAUGAUGAACAACAGCGGGCCGAGGUAUAAACGCAGCCAGCUGGAGAAGGGUCUGAACACAGAUGUCCUGUGGUGUGUGCUUCUGCUCAUCGUCAUGUGUCUGACUGCUGCCAUAGGUCACGGUCUCUGGAUGAAGCAGUUCAAAGAUCCUGUCUUCCUGGUGGAUGGGGAUACGUCUCCUGCCCUGGCUGGCUUCUAUGUCUUCUGGACCAUGAUCAUUGUGCUGCAGGUGCUGAUUCCCAUCUCUCUCUACGUGUCCAUUGAGAUUGUGAAACUGGGCCAGAUCUAUUUCAUUCACAAUGACCUCGCCCUGUACAACGAGCAGCUGGACUGCAGGAUCCAGUGCCGGGCCCUCAACAUCACCGAGGACCUGGGUCAGAUCCAGUAUCUGUUCUCUGAUAAGACGGGAACUCUGACAGAGAACAAGAUGGUGUUUCGCCGCUGCAGUAUCUAUGGAGUUGAAUAUCCUCAUGAGGAAAAUGCUCGGAGGCUGGAAGUGUACGAGGCAGAGAAGAAUGAAGCUGCAGGUCGCUCUAUGACUCUGAAGUCCGGCUGCAGCGGUAAAUCUCUGAGCUGUCGUUCCCUCAGCUGCAACCGCAGCUCCGUGUCUCUGCACACCCUCACUGCUGAGUCAGAGGAAGAGGAGGACCAACUGUCCAAUCACAUCCAGCCCAGGACCAGUGCCUUCUGCAGCCGCAUGGCGAAGGAGGUAGUACCUGACCCUGAGCUGGUGAGGAAGUUGAACUGGCUUUGCUCUCCUGUGAUGCCUCACUCUGGUGUCUCCUCUGUGACUCCAUCCAGCCUGGAGCUCACCUACAUCACUGACUUCUUCCUGGCUCUGGCAAUCUGCAACAGCGUGGUGGUCUCCUCACCCAGCCAGCCGCGACAUGUGGUGCCUGAAGCACGAACACCUCUCAAGUCCCUGGAAGAAAUCAAGCUGAUGUUCCAGCGCUUCAGCUUCUCUCCUUUCUCAGCCCUCUCCACCCUGUCCCCUCCCCAGAUCAGAGGCAGCCCUCGUAGCUUCACCAGCAGGCUCUUUGCCCGGGGGAAGACGGGCUCAGCAUCCCCCAACAGUACCACAGAGGGGUCAGAUCCAGGCAAAGACAGCAACCUGGAAACCUCCAACCCAAGGCAUAAGCUAGACUUAUCUGCCAGAGUGGAGGAAGGAGCCGCUGGGAAGGUGGAGGACAGGGAGAUGGAGGACGAUCUCAAGAGUAAACAGACAAACUCUGACGGGGCCUGGCAAGAUGCGGAGGACAUGAAUAGGGAAGUUGACACUGAGAGCAACACUGAUGAUGAACUGCUGUAUGAGGCAGAGAGUCCUGACGAGGCGGCUCUGGUCCACGCAGCCCGGGCGUACCGCUGCACCCUGCGGGGACGAUCUGCAGAGAGCCUGCUGGUGGAUCUGCCAGGAAUCGGCUCUCUGGCUGUCCAACUGCUCCACAUCCUGCCCUUUGACUCCAACAGGAAGAGGAUGUCAGUGGUGGUCCGCCACCCGCUCACAGGAGAGGUGGUGGUCUACACCAAAGGAGCUGAUUCAGUCAUCAUGGACCUGGCUGAAGGUGCAGAACAGGCUCAGGACAUCUACAGUCACAUCAGAGAGCAAACUCAGAAACAUUUAAACAGCUAUGCCAGAGAGGGCCUCCGCACACUCUGCAUCGCCAAAAAGGUUGUGGAGGAGGAGGAGUAUGAGGUGUGGCUGAAGAGACAGCUGCUGGCAGAGAGCAGCAUAGAGAACAGAGAGGAACUGCUGCUGGAGUCAGCACAGAGACUGGAGACCAACCUCACCCUGCUGGGCAGCACAGGGAUCGUAGAUAGACUGCAGGAAGAGGUCCCAGAGACCAUAGAAGCUCUUCAGAGGGCCAACAUCAAAGUCUGGGUCCUCACUGGAGACAAACAAGAGACAGCCAUCAACAUCGCCUACGCCUGCAAACUCCUCCGUCCCAGCGACCGGCUUCUGACUGCCAACUGUGGAAGCAAGGAUGCGUGUGCAGCCUUACUUGAGGACCUCAAACUGGAAGUGCAGCACGGUGAGGACGGUGUGACUGAGCAGACUGCAGCAGGGAAUCAUGGGGAAUUGUCCUCAGGCUGUGCGGCUGGCUUCAUUCUGGUUAUAGAUGGCCGGACGCUGGACUGGGCACUGCAGGAGGAACUGAAGAGAGACUUUCUGGAGCUGAGCUGCAGCUGCAGGGCGGUCAUCUGCUGCCGCUCCACCCCGCUGCAGAAGAGCCAAGUAGUCCAGCUGAUCCGGGACCAGCUGAACGUCAUGACCCUGGCUGUGGGUGAUGGAGCCAAUGAUGUGAGUAUGAUACAGGUGGCUGAUGUGGGUAUCGGGAUAUCUGGUCAGGAGGGCAUGCAGGCUGUGAUGUCCAGUGACUUUGCUAUCUCCAGGUUUAAACACCUCAGUAAACUGCUACUGGUCCACGGUCACUGGUGUUACUCUCGUCUUGCAAACAUGAUCCUCUACUUCAUCUACAAGAAUGUGAUGUAUGUGAACCUGCUGUUCUGGUAUCAGUUCUUCUGUGGUUUCUCUGGGAGCGUUAUGACCAACUCCUGGGUUCUGAUCUUCUUCAACCUGCUCUUCACCUCCGUUCCUCCUCUCAUCUAUGGCGUGCUGGACAGAGACACACCUGCAGACACCCUGAUGCAACUGCCUGAGCUCUACCAGGCUGCACAGACUUCCAAGGUCUAUGCUCCCUACAUGUUCUGGAUCACUGUCCUGGAUGCUUUUUAUCAAAGCCUUGUCUGCUUCUUUGUGCCUUAUUUUGCAUACGCAGGGUCAGACGUCGGGGAGCUGUCCUUCGGCUCUCCAAUCAAUGCCUCGGCUCUCCUCAUCAUCCUGCUGCACCAAGUCAUCGAGAGUCAUACUCUGACAUGGAUUCAUGUGCUGGUGUUGGUGCUCAGCGGGGGUUUCUACUUCGGCUUUGUGUUGCUCUUCAGUGUGUGCUGUGUGACCUGCAGCCCCCCAACCAACCCUGUGGGUGUGGAGACACUGCAGAUGUCCCAGCCUCUCUUCUACAUCGUGUGUGCUCUCACUACUGUGACGGCUCUGUUACCCAGGCUCUUGUUUCGGGCUCUGCACAGCUCCUUAUACCCGCCUGCUGUGAAGAAAGCAGCUCAGUUGGACAAAGUGGAUUCAGAGAAAUACUGCAGGAGAAUGCAGCGCUGGAACCUGAACCACUCCAGAGCCAACAGGCUGCCAGUAUGUGCUGACAACCCCGGCCUGGAGCCCAGCACAGGAUCAGUGGUGUCCUGACCAAGCGCCUGCACACACACACACACACACACACACACACACACAGCAGGCCAUGUCAGCAGAGCAGAAAGACUCAUGGCCACGUAAGUUCAGCUGACAUGCUGAAGUCAGUUGCAUGUCAGAGACAGAAUAGCACAGAGACAUUUGUGGAUGGAUCCUUCAGUACAAUCAAAGCUUUUUAGUAAACUGCUCCACUCCUCAUCUAUUUAUAGACUGACUUGGCUUCAUGUUUACCAAAGGACUCUUGGUGAAUUGAUUUUUCUUCUGUGACGUGAGCUGCUAGAAACAAAACCAUAUUUUGAUUGGACAUGGAAACAGAAUGGAAAAUAUCCCACUGUUGGAAUGUUGUCUUUACUGAAUGGAUCAGAAUAGUGAGUAUCUGGUGAAAUAGCACAUCAGCCAUCAAUUCAUGGUAACAGAAGCUGUGAAACAUUGACCAUCAGAAGGAGCUGUAUGUAUCAUUGUAACAUGAGGAAAUCAUCAGCACAUUCACCUUCUGACAUUGGCUUCAUUAACAUAAAGAAAGUCUCUUCUGGCCAAUAGUCUGUACUGUGGGUUACAUUGAGAUGGUUGCAACAUUCACACUGCAGGUGACCAAAUAUUUUCUUUUUAAUUUUCACAUCUCCCAUCAGUAUGACCUUGUGCUGCAUGACCACAUGGAGAGGUGUUCAUCAGAGAGACAGUGAAGUGAUGCCUCACUAAAAGCCGAUAUUCAAAUCUUGGUUCUCUUUUCGCCUCCUCACCCUUAUCAUUUUUCUUCUAAACUUCAUUGCACAUGAAUACUUCCAUCAUGCAUGAGUAUACCUGUUAUCACACUGUUGACAGUGAUGACACAUCUCCAUGACAACUGACCAAAACUCCACUGAAGAAGCCACAGAGUGUGGUGAAAAGUUCCAGGAAACAACAAGGACUGUAAGUGGUUCUUAAUAACAGCGAUUUUAAUCAAUAUUAAUAUCAAACAUGUUUCUGAGGUCAACUGAAAGCCUGCGGUGUGAAUGUAACACCUUUAACCUCUAUAUAUGAAGGAGGAAUGGGGGGGGACUACCAGCACCGCAGCACCCUGUGUGAUCCAGCUGUCUGCAUCAUGGUCUCAUUAGUUUCUGUCUACUACAGUGUAGAUACCACUUUUUGUGACUUAACUGUGUGGUGGAGUUUUUUUUUUUUUUUUUAUCACUGAUGUCUUUUUAAUCUUUAGUCUGCUUGGCACUGUUUCAUGAGGAACAAACACACUAGCAUGCUCACAAUGUUAGGAAUGUGUUUACACUUUUGUGAGCUGUGGACAGUGUGUAGAGAUUAGUGGAAUUUCAGAGCUGUUAGAAUAAGCAGCCUGUUUUUGUUUACCUGCUCAGCUGCUCUCUCUGCACUGACCACCAGGGCAGAAGAGGUCAGUUGGGGUAAAUGAAGGAAUCAUCACUGAGUCAUACUGACUUGAUUUGGACCAGUCUGUGUGUAUUUAUUAGCUGACUUUGUGUUGCUGAUAUCAGUACUCUCCAUCCUCUCCACCAGCACCUUUCUCAGCAGUCACAUGACAAUACUACACCACAGAACAAGGACUGAGCUUGAGCUGUUUCUCAGGGCAGACUGAUGGAUCUGCAGAAUAAGUCAUAAUUCUUCAUCUGAGCUGCACCAGCAAGGAUUAACAGAAAUCAAGAUUUAAAGGUGAUUUUGUUCCUAAUAGUCCCACUUGGUUAUAUCAUAUCCCAGCUCACUGUGCUUAUAUUAGAAAUAUUGUAAGCCAUGAUUGAACCAAAUCACAUCCAAGACUUAAUUCUGUUACAGCUGAAACUGCAAUUUAAAUGUAACCAGUUUCAAAUGCUCCAAAUGUCAGGUGAUACUGUAAAUUCUUCCAAAUGAUUGUGCGCUCGCACAUUUUAGCUUCAUUACAUUUUGCUGACUGUUUUCAAAUGAAUGCUAUACAAUUUUAAAUUGUCAGAUGUAUUUUUACUACUGUAUACUAUUUAUCCUUGCACACAAACAAGCCUUGUUAGCUCAGUUAGAAAAUGAAAUUUAAUUAUCUCUAUAUAAUAAAAAAGACCUCUCAGAUUCACAGAUCGCACAUAUUUUAUGUACUGCUGAAAGGUGGUGAUUAUGGUCUGGUUACCUUGUGUACUGAUGUCUUAUAUUUGAGUCUAAAUCAGUAUAUUGGUGUUAUAGAUGUGGCAGGGAGUGAUUAGAAAAAUACAUACUGCACAGACUUUGUCAAUUUCAAAGCAAUUAGAGUAAAAAUGGCCUGUAAAGUUAUUACUAUUCAUCUUUUUUUGUUUUUGGAAGAAUCAUAUCAUUUUGUAGGUCCAUGAACUUGGGAAGGUCUGAACUAACAUGCACAACCACUGAUACGGUCCUUCUAAUUGUCACUUGUAGUGGUUUAAUUUGCAUCAGUAGUUAAAGCAUCACAGGCAGAUUUCUUCCAGAAAAAUUAAAGAUAGACCAAAGUCUGUCUCAAGUUUAAUGUGUUCUCAAAUGUGGUCAAAUUAACACUACUUUUCCUGUCAGUAUAAUGCGUAUGUGUUUAUCACCAUAAUACUGUUAAUAACAGACAGUUCGGCUGUGUGUGAUGUAACAGAUUUGAUAUGGAACUUGAACACCAUGAUAUUUAAAUUUGAAUUAAAUAUCAUAAUGACAUUAAUCUGAAUUAUCUUUAAAAUGAGAGUUUAAACAAAAAACAAAUAAGAUCAAAAUAGUUUCACCCUUGUCUGUGCAGCACAGCAGUGGAAUACUGUGUGAAUGUUAUGUGAAGGAACACCCAGCCAGCCUGUCAGCAUCCACGCUGCCCUCUCCUCCUCUGCAACUUAACAUGAACUGGCCUUACUGCAUCUGUGCACAUCUGUAUGAGUGAACCAGGUGAUAACAUGAAGAUAAUCUUUCAGCCUUAACUUUGAUGCAAUACUUUCUAGAUGUUGACUUUUCUACAAAAGCCUUAAAGAUUAAAGUGCAGUCAACACAAGUCACUUUUUUCUACUCUGUAAUUGAGUUGUUAAAUUAGAUGUAUGAUAUGUAUGAAACUUCCAGUGACUGUGAGACUUUCCAAUAAACAGCUUGUUGUUCA